UCCUCCUGCAGGAGAAGCGGGCGUCCUCCUGCAGAAUCCAUGUUCAUGUACAUCAUACUGUGCUCCAUGUCUGUGCUCACCGUGGCGCUGAACCUGCUGGUCAUCAUCUCCAUCUCACACUUCAAGCAGCUCCAAACUCCCACCAACCUCCUCCUCCUCUCUCUGGCCGUCUCAGACUUCUUUGUGGGCCUCCUGGUGGUCUUUCAGAUCCUGCUCAUAGACGGCUGCUGGUUUCUUGGUGACGUCAUGUGUGUGGCCUAUUAUAUUGUGGACUACGUUGUCACCUCUGCCUCGGUGGAGACGGUGGUGCUCAUAUCGGUCGACUGUUACGUGGCGAUCUGCGAGCCUCUUCGGUACUCCAUGAAGGUGACGAAGAGGCGAGUUUGCAUCUCUGUGUCGGGCUGCUGGAUCUUCUCCUUCCUCUGCGUCUUCCUCGUGAUGAAGAACAACCUGCAGCAGCCCGGCAGUCAUAACUCCUGCCAAGGGGAGUGCGUGGUUGUUUUCGACCAGUUUUCGGGGCUGGUGGAUGUUCUGUUCUUCUUCGUCGGGCCUGUGUCGGUGGUGUUGGUUCUGUACAUCAGGGUGUUUGUGGUGGCCGUGUCUCAGGUUCGAGCCAUGCGCACUUGCGCCGUUCACGGCUCGGCCAGAGUCACUCUGAAGAAGUCUGAACUCAAAUCUGCCAGAACUCUGGGACUCGUCGGGCUGGCUUUCCUGAUCUGCCUCUGCCCGUAUUUUUCUGUCACCCAAACAGGGCAGGAGGCCCAGUUCCAGGCGUCGUCGUUCGCCUUCGUUCUCUUCUACUUUAACUCCCUCCUGAACCCUCUGAUCUACGCUCUGUUUUACCCCUGGUUCCGAAAAUCUGCUAAACUCAUCAUCACUCUUCAGGUUCUGAGAGCCGGCUCCUCUCAGAUCAAUGUGGAGUAAAAAAAAAAAAAAGACUGAUUUUUCUUCUUAAUAAAAGAGUCAAAUUUUCUUUUAAAAAGUCCAAAUUACAGAACGUUUUGUGUCAGAU
Oryzias latipes (Japanese medaka) is the source of this 1012-nucleotide messenger RNA. Its product is annotated as trace amine-associated receptor 13c-like. NCBI's taxonomy places the organism in Eukaryota, Metazoa, Chordata, Actinopteri, Beloniformes, Adrianichthyidae. Gene Ontology annotation, cellular component: membrane. Gene Ontology annotation, biological process: G protein-coupled receptor signaling pathway. The record is from RefSeq and is a predicted model, not a curated record. Gene Ontology annotation, molecular function: trace-amine receptor activity.